CUCCACACGAUGUAAACGUAAACAAAAAACAAAAAAUACAUAAGUCAAAUAAAAAAUCAACAUUCAAAAAUUUUUAAUUGGGCGCUUUGAAGUGAAAAUACGCCACCAAAGGCUGAGAAUUUUCGUCGAAAUAACAAUAUUCCGAUCGACCGAAUAUUGGAUGCGCGUCAAUAUUUGACCUUGUCGAGUUGUGCCUGCAAAGGUCACAUGACGAGCCGCGAAUGAGUCACGACGGACGAGGGGCGUACGAGUGAAUUGAAGUCGCUUUCGGAAUUGGAAGAAGCCAAAAUGCCCGCGGCGUCCGAGCAGAAGUACUCGACCGGGACGGGCCUGGUGUACAUUUUCAACCUGAUCGUGGGCACGGGCGCCCUGACGCUGCCCUCGGUGUUCAACAGGGCGGGCUGGGCCGUUGGCGUCGCGCUCGUCCUCCUGCUCGCCUUCAUGAGUUUUGUGACGGUGACGUUCGUGGUGGAAAGCAUGGCGGCGGCAAACGCGGUGCUCAAGUGGGACAAGCUGCAGGCCAGGGCCUCCCCCGCCCAGGACGAUGCUCAGGGCGAGGAGCAGCCUGCGGAGGAGGACGAGCCUCUGGUGGAGCAGCGGGACGGCCACACCUCCCUCGCCUACUUCUGCCUCGAGCAGAAGGUCGAACUGGGUGAGAUGGCCAGCCUGUUCUUCAGCAAGUGGGGCCGCGUCCUCUUCUACCUGUGCAUCGUUGUCUAUUUGUACGGAGACCUGGCCAUCUACGCCGCCGCCAUCUGCAAAUCCAUGACUGACGUCAUUUGCACCCUGAACGUGGUGAAUGGCAGCGUUAACACGAGCGUGCCCGAGUGGGCGGCUUGCUGGCCUGUGGAGGGAGAAGAGGGGGAGGCGGAGAGCGGGGGGUGGCGGACGGCGAGCCGGAUGUUGGUGUAUCGGAGUUUGCUGGGCGCGUUCUUGCUGCUGGUCGGGCCGUUCGCCUUCUUCAACGUGCAGAAGACCAAGUACCUGCAGAUGGCCACCUCGGCCGUGCGCUGGACGGCCUUCGGCACCAUGAUCGGCCUCGCCAGCAGCCGCCUGGUGGCCGACGGCCCCCAGAACCACCCGCCCGCGGCCGCCCUCGCCGGCGUGCCCGCGCUUUUCGGCGCCUGCGUCUACUCCUUCAUGUGCCACCACUCCCUCCCAGGGCUGCUGACGCCAAUUUCGGACAAGGCGCGGCUGCAGCGGUGGCUGUGCCUGGACUACGUCCUCGUGGCCGCCUUCUACCUGCUGCUGGCGCUGACAGGGGUGUUCGCGUUCGCCCACCUCGAGGACCUGUACACCCUGGUCUUCUGGCGGCCCGGCCAGCCCCUUGGCUACUUCCUCGCCCUCUUUCCCGUGCUCACCCUGAGCACCACCUUCCCCGUCGUCGCCGUCACCCUGCGCUCCAACCUGCGCGCCCUCGCGCCACCCGCCCUCGCCAACGGCCCCUUCAAAGGCGUGUUGGCACUGGUGGCGGUGCUGCCUCCGCUGGGGGUAGCGUUCAUGACGAUGGACCUGUCGGUGCUGGUGGGCGUGACUGGGACGUACGCGGGGGCGGGGGUGCAGUACGUCAUCCCCGCGCUGCUCGUGUGGUGCGCGCGCUCGCACUCGCAAAGGCUGCUUGGAGUCUCGUCCUCCGAGAGCCGCGCCUUCGCCUCGCCCUUCCGAGGACCCUGCUGGGUGGGCGCGGUGUUACUCUGGGCCGCCGCCGCCGUCGUCCUCGUCACCCUUAACAUCGUCGAGAAGUUUGAGGGCAAAAUCAAAGCUGCAGACUGACUUCACAGACCAGACAACUUUUAAUUCCGAGGCAAGACUUGAUUAUUACUUAGAACGCGCGACAAUAUUUUAUCUCUUUGAUUAUAAGUGAAGGAAACGCUCAAUAGGGCAUUUACCCUGGCAGGGUUGAUUUAGUUUUAAGCAUAAGUGCCAAAUUCAAUUUAAAUUGUACAUGGAAAGGUUCGUUCAUGUAUCUGCGAAUAAACUCGUUGAAAUGGAAUUUUUUCAGUAAUA
Molecule: messenger RNA, 2007 nt
Organism: Neocloeon triangulifer
Lineage: Eukaryota; Metazoa; Arthropoda; Insecta; Ephemeroptera; Baetidae
Product: transmembrane protein 104 homolog
Exons: 9
Coding region: 289-1773 (494 amino acids)
Source: RefSeq, a predicted model, not a curated record